UCCGCUCUUCCCCAGACGAGGGACACACGGAGGAGCACACGGACUGGGGAUAUCGCAGGCAAAGUUGUUGAAUGUGUGUCUACCGCACGAGCUUUUGUUUUCAUUGUUGUAUCUACAGCUUUUAUUAUUGGCUACCGUGUGUCAGGUAGCUAAGCUAGCUGUAAACCGGCUAUUUGUUCCAUCAGGUGCGGGUCGUGUCUUUGCUCCACACUUCCCGGUGGAAAGCCGGAAUAAUUUAGUUCCUUUCAGCGGGCCUCCCUCCUCAGAGCCCCGAGUCGUACCGCCACCCGCCGCCAGCCAGCUACUCGCACCCACCAAAGGCGCCGAAAUUGGGCGAAUAGCGAGCAAAUACGUCCGCGUUUCUCUACCCGCUCCCCCGCCGACCUCCCCUCCUCACUCCCCGGCGCUGACAGCGGACAAGGCCGAGGUCGCAGCAGAGCAGGCCCGGCCGCCGAGGCUCGACCGGUCCACCCCACCUCCGCAUCCCACCACACCUCAGCAGCAGUCCAGAACCUGGUUCCCAUCCGACCCGGCCUCGGGCGACGUCGACUGCAACCGAGAGAGUAGGGAGACCCGCAUCGCAACGACAAAAGCUGCAAACAUGAACCACCACCACCACCACACGCAGCAGCAGCAGCAGCAGAAAGCCGGCGAGCAGCAGCUCAGUGAACCAGAGGAUAUGGAAAUGGAAGCUGGGGACACAGACGACCCUCCAAGAAUUCCGGCCAACCCAGUAAUCAAUGGUAACAUGGCCAUGGCAGACGGACACAAUAACACAGAGGAGGAUAUGGAGGAUGGUGAGGAGGACACUAGUUGGCGGUCAGAAGCAACCUUUAGGUUUGUGGUGGAGCGCUUCAGCCGCCUCAGUGAAUCAGUUCUCAGCCCCUCCUGCUUUGUCCGCAAUCUCCCAUGGAAGAUCAUGGUGAUGCCACGCUUCUACCCUGACCGGCCACACCAGAAGAGUGUGGGCUUCUUCUUGCAGUGCAAUGCAGAAUCAGACUCAACGUCAUGGUCGUGCCAUGCACAGGCCAUGCUAAAGAUUAUCAACUACAAAGACGAUGAGAAGUCGUUCAGUCGCAGGAUUGGUCACCUGUUCUUCCACAAAGAGAAUGACUGGGGCUUUUCCAACUUCAUGUCCUGGAGUGAUGUCACCGACCCAGAGAGGGGAUUUAUUGAUGACGACAAAGUCACAUUUGAGGUUUACGUCCAGGCAGAUGCCCCACACGGAGUGGCCUGGGACUCAAAGAAACACACAGGCUAUGUAGGACUCAAGAACCAAGGAGCUACCUGCUACAUGAACAGCCUACUACAGACACUCUUUUUCACCAACCAACUACGUCGGGCAGUGUACAUGAUGCCCACAGAGGGAGACGACUCAUCCAAGAGCGUUCCUCUGGCACUGCAGAGGGUUUUCUAUGAGCUGCAACACAGCGACAAGCCUGUUGGCACAAAGAAACUCACAAAGUCCUUUGGGUGGGAAACGCUAGAUAGUUUCAUGCAACAUGAUGUUCAAGAGCUCUGCAGGGUGCUCCUUGACAAUGUGGAGAACAAAAUGAAAGGAACUUGCGUAGAGGGAACAAUCCCUAAACUCUUCAGGGGAAAGAUGGUGUCAUACAUCCAGUGCAAGCAUGUGGACUACCGAUCGGAGCGGAUAGAGGAUUACUAUGACAUCCAGCUUAGCAUAAAAGGAAAGAAGAACAUUUUUGAGUCAUUCAAGGAUUAUGUCGCAACUGAACAGUUAGAUGGGGACAACAAAUAUGAUGCAGGAGAGCAUGGCCUGCAGGAAGCUGAAAAAGGAGUGAAGUUUCUCACCUUUCCACCAAUCCUUCACCUGCAGCUGAUGAGGUUCAUGUAUGACCCACAGACUGACCAAAACAUCAAGAUUAAUGACAGGUUUGAGUUUCCAGAUCAAUUACCGCUGGAUGACUUCCUUCAGAAGCCAGACUCCAAGGACCCGGCCAACUACAUCCUGCACGCUGUGCUCGUGCACAGCGGGGACAACCAUGGCGGUCACUACGUCGUCUAUCUUAACCCCAAGGGAGACGGCAAAGUGAGUGUCAAGGAACCAAUAUGGUGCAAGUUUGACGAUGACGUUGUGUCACGCUGUACCAAGGAGGAGGCCAUUGAGCACAACUAUGGUGGACACGAUGAUGACCUCUCAGUUCGCCACUGCACCAACGCGUACAUGUUGGUCUACAUUCGGGAGUCUAAGCUCAGUGAGGUGCUCCUACCCAUGACUGACGUGGACAUACCCCAGCAGCUGGUGGAACGUCUGCAGGAGGAGAAGAGGGUGGAGGCACAGAAGAGGAAGGAGCGUCAAGAGGCUCAUCUCUACAUGCAAGUUCAGAUGGUGACAGAGGACCAGUUCUGUGGUCAUCAGGGAAAUGACAUGUAUGAUGAGGAGAAGGUGAAAUACACAGUCUUUAAAGUCCUGAAGAGCUCCACGCUGCAAGAGUUUGUCCAGAACCUCUCCCAGACCAUGGGUUUCCCACAGGAGCAGAUGAGGUUGUGGCCCAUGCAAGCCCGCAGCAACGGAACUAAGCGGCCCGCUAUGCUCGACUACGAGGCUGACUGCAACAAGUCGAUGAUUGGCUUGAGUGACAAUGAGAAUCCAUGGACAAUAUUUCUGGAGACAGUGGAUCCCGAACUGGCAGCCAGUGGGGCCACGCUACCCAAGUUUGACAAAGAUCGUGAUGUCAUGUUGUUCUUGAAGAUGUAUGACCCCAAAACAAGAAGCUUAAAUUAUUGUGGACAUAUCUACACACCUAUAUCCUGCAAAAUAAGAGACCUGCUACCAGUCAUGUGUGAGCGAGCAGGCUUUCAGCAGGAAACUAGCCUUAUCCUCUAUGAGGAAGUAAAGCCCAAUCUAACAGAGCGGAUUCAGGACUAUGAUGUCUCUCUGGACAAGGCCCUGGAUGAACUCAUGGACGGGGACAUCAUUGUCUUCCAGAAGGACGACCCAGAGAACGACAGCAGUGAGCUGCCAACGGCCAAGGAGUAUUUCCGAGACCUCUACUACCGAGUAGAUGUCAUUUUCUGUGACAAGACCAUCCACAAUGAUCCAGGCUUUGUGGUCACGCUGUCCAACCGCAUGAACUAUUUUCAGGUGGCGAAGACGGUAGCGCAGAGGUUGAAUACAGAUCCCAUGCUGCUGCAGUUCUUUAAGUCACAGGGGUACAGGGACGGUCCAGGGAAUCCUCUCAGACACAACUAUGAGGGAACGCUGCGGGACCUGCUGCAAUUCUUUAAACCUCGGCAGCCCAAGAAACUCUACUAUCAGCAGUUGAAAAUGAAGAUCACUGACUUCGAAAACAGGAGGAGUUUUAAAUCCAUAUGGCUCAACAGCCAGUUCAGAGAGGAGGAGAUCACCCUCUACCCUGACAAACACGGUUGUGUUCGCGACCUGUUGGAUGAAUGUAAAAAGGCAGUGGAGCUCUCCGAAAAAGGAUCCGAGAAGCUUAGGCUGUUAGAGAUAGUAAGCUAUAAAAUCAUUGGGGUUCACCAGGAGGACGAGCUUCUAGAAUGUUUAUCUCCAGCUGCCAGUCGCACCUUCAGAAUAGAGGAGAUUCCUGUGGACCAGGUGGAUCUGGACAAGGAAAGCGAGCUUCUUAUCCCUGUCGCUCAUUUCCACAAGGAAGUUUUCGGCACGUUUGGGAUACCCUUCUUGCUCAAAAUUAGACAGGGUGAGUCUUUUCGAGAGGUGAUGAGGAGGAUCCAGACAAUGUUGGAGAUCCAAGAGAAAGAAUUUGAGAAGUUCAAGUUUGCUAUUGUGAUGAUGGGUCGACAUCAGUACAUCACUGAAGACGAGUACGAGGUCAACCUGAAGGACUUUGAACCACAGCCAGGAAACAUGUCACACCCGCGCCCAUGGCUCGGCUUGGAUCAUUUCAACAAAGCUCCAAAGAGAGGUCGCUAUACCUACCUGGAGAAAGCAAUCAAAAUCCACAACUAAAGCAGCCCGCCGUCCUUCCUCUUCCUCCCUGCCUCCUUCUCACCAUAACUGACUGUAACCAACCUCACGUGUGUGCGCUUGAGUGAGUGAGUGUGUGUGUGUGUGCGCGUGUAUGUGGGCUCUCGUAUGUGUGCGCAUCACUUUCAGCCCCCCGCCUGGACACAAGUGAGCUCUGCACUGGCUCUUGUCUUCAGCCCAUCUUGCUGCAGCUGAUGGAUUCUCCUUCAACUCCAACAUAAACAGCAACAACAACUUUGCUUUUUGCUUCCCCCCUCCCCUUUUUUUGGGGAGGGGGGGUCUUUUUUUCUUUUUUUUUUUUCUUUAAGCCAUGCCCCUCUUUAAUUAAAUUUUCUUUCUCUCUGGCUUCUCUUAACUGUUGACUGCCUCUGUUGUUGCCUGGAAGUGGCAGAAAUUAGGAUUUUAAUAAGUGGAGAAGUGCGACACGAUGAAAUAUUAUACUAUAAUGUAUAUAUCUAUAUAAAUAUACAUAAAGUUCUAGACUUAAUUUCUCCCUCAUCUGCCUCACUUUUUUUUUAGGGGGUGAGGGUGGGUGGAUUUUAAAUGAAGAUUUGCUGCUGUGAGGAGAGCUGAGUAGAAGUACAUUUGCGAGGACUAAUUGGCAGGGAGGAUGAAGAAUUUCUCCACAACAAAACAGCUGGGAACUGUUGGCAUCAAUCUUUUUACGCAGCCCGAGUGUGCUUACAUUUUUUGCUCUCGCCCCUUUUAGUGCAACAACAACGAAUUUAAGUAUUUCCACGUUUACGCACAGUUGUCUCACUUAGUUUUGUUGGGAGGAUUUUUUGUUUUUGAUCUCUUUCUGCAAAACUUGUAUUAUCAUAUAGUAAUAAGAAUCUGCAAAUGUUUAAAGAAAAAAAAAAUAAAACGGGGUUAAAAAUGAGGAAGAAAUUUGUCUGUAUUUCAUCUUGCACGCUGGCACUUAACAUCAGAGAGUUCUCAGGACUGGAAAAUGUUUGGAUUUUUGGGGUGACGCAGAGUCCCUGGGUUUCUCUUGUUUGAUAUUUGGCCGCUUUCUCAGUCAUUCCUCCCAUGGAGCACCAAAGCAGCUCUGUCAUCUCUCCAUCCAUCUCUCACUUCCUCUCAUCUGCUCUGUGUAAGUGUCUCCCCUUGGUGGUUAGGAGCAGUAAGCGCACUGUGCUGGUGUGAUCGGGAGCAGCAGACUUGUAGAGUUGGCACGUUUGAGGAUUGUGUAGUUAAAAACCAGCAUUUGAAAGAAACGCACCCUAACGAUUAUUUUUUUUUUUUGACAGCACAGAUGGAAUGCUCAGUGCAUAGAGCGGCUCUGUAAAGACUACAUUUAAGAAUUGUAUAUUUAAAAAUAUGAACAUGUAAAAUUUUAAGAGAAACGCCUUUUUGUGGGGUACAGAAGGAGCCAGUUGUUCAUAUUUCGUGUGUAGGUUUCCCACCCCCCCACCCCUUUGUGUUCCUGAUGUACCAUUGACAAUUAUUUUCUGUUACAUUUUCAUUUGUUUUCCAAACUAACUGCAUCAGUUUUGUCUCGUCUCAAAGUGCAGUACAAAGAUUACCUGCAGAAUCACGCGUCUUUUUUUUUUUUCCCCCCCCUCCCCCCCAAUUGAAAAUCCUCAGUGUAGCAGCAGUGUACGACAACUAUUCCUGUAUAUUGCCUUUUUGCUGGAAAAUGUAUGUUGAAUAAAAUUUUCUACAAAAGA
This is a messenger RNA of Phyllopteryx taeniolatus (common seadragon), 5640 nucleotides long. RefSeq names its product ubiquitin specific peptidase 7 (herpes virus-associated) (gene usp7). Bases 602 to 3952 code for a protein of 1116 amino acids. The transcript has 31 exons. Gene Ontology annotation, molecular function: protein binding; cysteine-type endopeptidase activity; cysteine-type deubiquitinase activity. NCBI's taxonomy places the organism in Eukaryota, Metazoa, Chordata, Actinopteri, Syngnathiformes, Syngnathidae. The record is from RefSeq and is a predicted model, not a curated record. Gene Ontology annotation, biological process: protein deubiquitination; regulation of protein stability. Gene Ontology annotation, cellular component: cytosol; nucleus.